UUUCAAAGAUGGUUUCAUCCAAAUAUUACUGGGGUGGAGGCAGAAAACCUACUGUUAACAAGAGGAGUUGAUGGCAGUUUUUUGGCACGGCCCAGCAAAAGUAACCCAGGAGACUUUACGCUCUCCGUUAGACGAACUGGAGCUGUCACCCACAUCAAGAUCCAGAACACAGGAGACUACUAUGACCUCUAUGGAGGAGAGAAAUUUGCUACGUUGGCUGAGUUAGUCCAGUAUUAUAUGGAACAUCAUGGACAGCUCAAGGAAAAGAAUGGAGAUGUUAUAGAGUUGAAAUAUCCGCUGAACUGUGCUGAUCCUACAUCUGAAAGGUGGUUUCACGGGCAUCUCUCUGGAAGAGAAGCUGAAAAACUAUUAACAGAAAAAGGAAAACAUGGAAGCUUUCUUGUGCGUGAGAGUCAAAGCCACCCUGGGGACUUUGUUCUUUCUGUCCGGACAGGAGAUGAUAAAGGAGAAAGUAAUGAUGGGAAAUCUAAAGUGACACAUGUCAUGAUUCACUGCCAGGAUCUAAAAUACGAUGUUGGUGGAGGGGAGAAAUUUGACUCUCUGACAGAUCUAGUGGAACAUUACAAGAAGAACCCUAUGGUAGAAACUUUGGGCACAGUAUUGCAACUCAAGCAGCCUCUGAAUACUACCCGUAUUAAUGCUGCAGAGAUUGAAAGCAGAGUGCGAGAGCUAAGCAAGCUAGCAGAGACUACAGAUAAAGUCAAGCAGGGCUUCUGGGAAGAAUUUGAGACUUUACAGCAGCAAGAAUGCAAACUUCUCUAUAGUCGUAAAGAAGGUCAGCGUCAAGAAAACAAAAACAAAAAUAGAUACAAAAACAUUUUACCCUUUGAUCAUACCAGAGUUGUUCUACAUGAUGGUGAUCCAAAUGAACCUGUUUCAGACUAUAUCAAUGCUAAUAUUAUUAUGCCUGAGUUUGAAACCAAGUGCAACAACUCAAAGCCAAAAAAAAGCUACAUUGCUACUCAAGGCUGCCUACAGAAUACAGUGAAUGAUUUUUGGAGGAUGGUGUUCCAGGAGAAUUCUCGAGUUAUCGUUAUGACAACAAAAGAAGUUGAAAGAGGAAAGAGUAAGUGUGUCAAGUACUGGCCUGAUGAAUAUUCCUUAAAGGAGUACGGUGUUAUGCGUGUUAGGAAUGUUAAGGAAAGUGCAGCACACGAUUACACACUAAGAGAACUUAAGCUUUCUAAAGUUGGGCAAGGGAACACAGAGAGAACAGUCUGGCAAUAUCACUUCAGAACUUGGCCUGAUCAUGGAGUCCCAAGUGACCCCGGUGGUGUACUAGACUUUCUAGAGGAGGUGCACCAUAAGCAGGAGAGCAUUUCUGAUGCGGGACCAGUUGUGGUCCACUGCAGUGCUGGGAUUGGGCGAACAGGAACUUUCAUUGUGAUUGAUAUUCUUAUUGACAUAAUCAGAGAAAAAGGUGUGGACUGUGAUAUUGAUGUUCCAAAGACCAUUCAGAUGGUGAGAUCACAACGGUCAGGAAUGGUUCAGACAGAAGCACAGUACAGAUUUAUUUACAUGGCAGUACAGCACUACAUUGAAACGUUACAGCGCAGAAUUGAAGAGGAGCAGAAGAGUAAGAGAAAAGGUCACGAAUACACAAACAUUAAAUAUUCUUUAUCGGACCAGACAAGUGGGGAUCAGAGCCCUCUUCCACCCUGUACCCCAACCCCAACGUGUCCAGAAAUGAGAGAAGAUAGUGCUAGAGUAUAUGAAAAUGUGGGGCUGAUGCAACAGCAGAAAAGUUUCAGAUGAGAAGAUGUACAGAGACUUCCGUGCAAGGGCAGAAAUGAAUAUGGUUUUUAAAAAGGUCAAGAAAGAGAUGGAAGAAGCUUCACAUGAAUGGUGAACUCUGAGGGCUUGGUACCUUUUUAUUCACGGUUUUAAUCCUUCAACAGUAGGCAAAACUUAAGACCAUCUAAAGAUUGUUUAUAUCUCUUCUCUCCAAUACCUGAUUUACAAUUGCUCAUUUUCCAAAUAAAAGGAAAUCCUUUCUACAAUGUAGACAACUACUUUGUAGAGUCAGUUUUGAAUCCCGCAAACUGUUGGACUGUCAUCCAUUUGUUUUUUAAAUAGUAUUUUUGUUUCACAGUAUGGCUAUUAGUUGGGUUUUUUUCCUUAUUUGAGCAGUUGUGGGAUUUUUUUUUGGGGGGGGUGGGGUGGUGGGAGAGUAAUGAUAUGGAUAAAUCCGUUACACUAAUGUAAAAUACUGAUGGGAACAAUACUUGAUUGUUUGAAAACAGUGGAUCACCAGCGUGAAUAGAAUCAGCUACAUGAUAAAAUUAGUCCUAAUACAUUUCAAACUCAGACUGAGUUUCACAGGGGUGAGCAGUUAUUGAUAUGAAGGUGCUUUUUGUGAUAACUGAUGGCUUUGAUUGCGACUUAGCUGAGUGGCUGGGUGGGCUAUUUUUGAGAAAUUAUGCAAGGUAGCCUUUACAUCAAACAAAAUUUCUUUUACAUGAUCUCUACCCAAAACAGAAAUUUACUGUAUCUCUCAAAAGACACAGUGGCCUAGCAGUUUGUGAGGACACUGUCUACGUUAAUUUGUCUGUGCUCAUCUAUUAAGCAAGAGGUUAAACUUGCAGAGUUCAGGUAUUUUGAAAAGUUGCAUGAUGACACCUUGACAGCAUAUUAAAAACAGUGAAAGAAGUAACCCACUGUGCAGGCUGUUACCUUAGUUUAAGGUAACCCUCUUCCCCUUCUGCUGGGGAGGUGGAAGCUGUUGAGCCUUCUGGGGUUUUUUUAAGGCCUUAUGCUAGUGUAAGUGGCUAAAUUAAAGUUGUGUGGGGAAGGCAGUGCAUGGAAGCUAGCUAUCCACUAAAAUUGCCUUAGUUGAAAAGGGCAGCACGGGCAGCAAGGCCAGCAGACUUGUUCUGGUUGGUUUGAUCAGGCAGGAGUUUAUUACCGUUCUACCUGAAGUGCCUUUCAGAGCUGCAUUGAAUUUGCUGUCCCUAUUAGAUUAAAAAAUCACGUUCAUCUGAAACCACUUCUGAUUGUUGUCAAUGAGACAAAGUCCUCUUCUAGAGACUCUAGAACGAAGAACUGCUGUUAAGCUGCCAGUUAAUUGGGUUUCUUCGCUUCGUUUGCUCUGUCCAAUUAUCUGGACCAGAAGCUCCCCUUGAAGCCAUUAGCAGCUGCAUGUGUGCAUUAAGGGCAGAAUCGGUCCCUAGGAGUGGGUACCAGUGGUGUCUUACCAACAUAUUUCCCCAUGUUUCUGGGGAAGUUCUGUGACUUAAGUGGUGUUAAGGAAUUACUGCCGUUUUCAUACAGCGGGUGCAGAUGGUGAACGCUGCGUUAAAUUGCUGUAUGCAAGGGUGCAGGGCCAAUGGAAUUGGGUAGUGAAAUUAUGCUAAAGCCUGGAAUGUAAUUAAUGCAGCUUUGUGAAAGGUUAAGUGGGAGAUUACAUUACCUUUUCCUGAGAGUCCUUUGCAAAAUCAAAUAUUUGAACAUUUUGUUUGAACUGAAUGAAGGUGCUUCUUUAAUGUUAAGCAGAAUUUUGUUACUUUGCCUAUUGUCCUUUUUGUCUUUUGAGGCUUUGGGGGCUUUUGGGGGUUUGUUUUUUUUUUUUGGAACUCUGGAACUCCUGUCACCAGCAUACCAUAAUAUCUGUUUUAACUUU
Messenger RNA from Aptenodytes forsteri (emperor penguin), 3640 nucleotides. RefSeq names its product protein tyrosine phosphatase, non-receptor type 11 (gene PTPN11). The transcript is spliced from 15 exons. The annotation marks the transcript as partial. Gene Ontology annotation, molecular function: protein tyrosine phosphatase activity. Gene Ontology annotation, biological process: protein dephosphorylation. The record is from RefSeq and is a predicted model, not a curated record. Lineage: Eukaryota; Metazoa; Chordata; Aves; Sphenisciformes; Spheniscidae.